Molecule: messenger RNA, 1642 nt
Organism: Mizuhopecten yessoensis (Yesso scallop)
Lineage: Eukaryota; Metazoa; Mollusca; Bivalvia; Pectinida; Pectinidae
Product: methyl-CpG-binding domain-containing protein 10-like
Exons: 7
Coding region: 148-1473 (441 amino acids)
Source: RefSeq, a predicted model, not a curated record
UGUUUCUUCUAUUGUUACGUCAAAUUGUUAUCCUUCACAACACAAUAACUGAGUUUCCCCAGUGGACAGCUUUUGUUGGGAACAUUGUUAUUAUGGACCCAGUGACUACGCUAUCUUAAACGUUGACGCACGCAAUCCGAUAUAUAGAUGUUGGCAGUACUCGGGGGAUCUCCACAACCCCGAUCGCGUGGGAUCUUUGACCCGACAUCCGGGCGAUUCGUUGACUUUUUAACAAGGAAGCCGGUUGCUGAAAUCACCAACGAGGAAUACUUAGAGAGGUUACGAAUGGUGCAUUGUCCACAGUUCGGAACAAAACCAAAAUCAGAGAACUCUUUCAACCUAAACAAUGGAAGCCUAGAUACAGAAGUCAAUACUACCCCGCCCAGCAGUAGUGACAAUUUAACAACGAAAUGGGGGAGCUAUAUGCCAUAUUCUAGUAAUACAGAUGUAACACCCCAAGCUGAGCAGAGAAAAGCUAAGCAGCGGAAAGCUCCACUCGAGGCUGAGCAGAAGAAAGAGGCUUCAGAGGCUGAGCAAAAGACAGAGGCUUCAGAGGCUGAGCAAAAUAAAGAUGCUUCAGAGGCUGAGCGAAAGACAGAGGCUUCAGAGGCUGAGCGAAAGACAGAGGCUUCAGAGGCUGAGCGAAAGACAGAGGCUUCAGAGGCUGAGCGAAAGACAGAGGCUUCAGAGGCUGAGCGAAAGACAGAGGCUUCAGAGGCUGAGCGAAAGACAGAGGCUUCAGAGGCUGAGCGAAAGACAGAGGCUUCAGAGGCUGAGCGAAAGACAGAGGCUUCAGAGGCUGAGCGAAAGACAGAGGCUUCAGAGGCUGAGCGAAAGACAGAGGCUUCAGAGGCUGAGCGAAAGACAGAGGCUUCAGAGGCUGAGCGAAAGACAGAGGCUUCAGAGGCUGAGCGAAAGACAGAGGCUUCAGAGGCUGAGCGAAAGACAGAGGCUUCAGAGGCUGAGCGAAAGACAGAGGCUUCAGAGGCUGAGCGAAAGACAGAGGCUUCAGAGGCUGAGCGAAAGACAGAGGCUUCGGAGGCUGAGCGAAAGACAGAGGCUUCAGAGGCUGUGCGAAAGACAGAGGCUUCAGAGGCUGAGCGAAAGACAGAGGCUUCAGAGGCUGAGCAGAAGGAAAUCACGACGAGGAACAAACGGUGGUACAACUUCAUCUACAAAAAGGAAUACAUAUAUGACCCAAUCUGGUACAAGUACAGAAAAGCAAAGUCAUUAUGGGAUGGCAUACUUACACGUAAACCGGACCAGUCCACUACUCGCACCCUACUUACUAGCAGCACACCGUCAUCCACAUCCAGGGGCAUGACCGAAUCGUUACCGGCAAUGACGUCACGAUCUCGCGAGGAUUGCAUGGACGGAAUCAAACCCCAGGAUUACCCGGACAGACAAAAGGAUAAGAGGAAAUACACAUUGCUGAGUCUUCUGUGCUGCUGUCGACAGCAGGUUAAUGGUUAAUCUGGGAUAUUAACCAUUUUCAGACACCAAUAUCGCAAAACGAUCUAUGAUGAAUUUGAAGUAUCUUUAUUAGAAAAAGGUCUUAUAUAUCAAACAUGUUGCAACCAUGUCUCAUUUAAAGUCACAAAAAAUUAGAACAGAAAUAAAGAAUCAACUUUAUCAUAUUCCG